CCGAACUACCCCGCCAAAGGCUCUUAACUACCUUCUCCAACCACUCCCCCCCUCCCCCUUCUUCUUGGCGUCUCCGAAGAUUCCACCAACAGUCAAAGAUCCUCUCCUUCCUCUCUCCCUCCCUCCUUCCCGCCGAUCAGGAAAUCCUUUCUUCUUCUCUCCUCUCCUCUCCCUCUCCCUCUCCCUCUCCUCUCUCUCAGUGGCUUGUGCUUUUCGCUCGCGUUGCUUCGUUCGGGCGCAUGGUGGAAUCCUCCGCCGCUGAUUGACGACCUUCUGAAUGGCUGCUCCGGACAUGGAUUUGACCGAGGGCGUCGGGGAGAGCUCCUCGCCUCCCAGGAGCUUCGCCGUCAGCUUUGCCGGCUGCGACGAGCUCACCAACGAAGUUUACAACCGCUUGCUAGAGAGCAGGCACUCGGAGGCCGUCGGGAAUCCCGACCUCCGCGAUCUUCUCGAGUCUCACUUCAGUCGAUUGCCUCCGAGUUAUGCCCUCGAUGUUAACAUGGAUAGAGUGGAAGAUGUCCUACUACAUCAUAGGCUACUUGGUCAGGCCAAGAUCCCUGAUAAUCAACCUGUUUUCCACGUUCGUUUCUUGGAGCAUAUGGGCAUAAAGGCUGAUGGUGAUGAGGACCCACAGUUGACAGGUGUCGAUUCUAACCAGAGGCCAUCUCAUAGUGAAGAUGAUGAAGCACCUACUACUCCUGGUAAAAGGAACCGUGAUGGCGCACCUGAGUUUGAGCCUUGCUCUAAGCUGGAGGACCUGAAUUUGGAUGUUAGAAAGAACGCAGAGGAUGUGAAUAAGUUCCCAAAACGGCAAGAACUAACUGUUCCAAUCCACGAGGUGAUCUUUUCUACUGUUGACAAACCGAAGCUGCUUAGUCAGCUUUCCGCUUUACUUUCUGAUAUAGGACUCAAUAUCCGUGAAGCACAUGUAUUUUCAACCACUGAUGGAUAUUCCUUGGAUGUGUUCGUGGUGGAUGGAUGGCAAGAGGAGGACACAGAUGGUUUGAAUGAAGCUAUGGUAAAAGCAAUUGAAAGAAGUGAGGGUUCAUGGUCUGGUUCAACUCAUUCUCAAUCAGCAAUAGAAAAGGCAUUAGCAGCACGAGCCGCUGGAGACCUGGAAAUUGAUAGAAGAUUGCUGAAGAUAGGAGAAAAGAUCACAUCUGGAUCUUUUGGAGACCUGUUUCGUGGAACAUACCUUGGUCAAGAUGUAGCUAUUAAAAUUCUUAGGUCUGAGCAUAUAAAUGAAGCUCCAGCAGCAGAGUUUGCACAAGAGGUGGAGAUCUUGAGGGAAGUAGAACACAGGAACGUUGUUCGCUUCAUUGGUGCAUGUACGAAGCCUCCUCAUUUGUGCAUCGUAACAGAAUACAUGCCUGGUGGGAGUCUGUAUGAUUAUCUGCAUAAUCACCAUGAUAGCUUGAAGCUUUUUCAGUUGGUGAAGUUUGCACUUGAUAUAUCCAAAGGCAUGGAGUAUCUGCAUCAGAAUAACAUAAUACACAGGGACCUGAAGACGGCAAAUUUGCUGAUGGACAGAGAAAACGUUGUGAAAGUUGCUGAUUUUGGGGUUGCUCGAUUCCAAUCUCGAGGGGGAAUUAUGACAGCAGAGACUGGGACUUAUAGGUGGAUGGCGCCAGAGGUUAUAAACCAUCAACCUUAUGAUCAGAAGGCGGACGUUUUCAGUUUUGCCAUUGUCAUCUGGGAAUUGUUUACGGCAAAGGUUCCUUACGGUAAUAUGACUCCAUUGCAAGCGGCAUUGGGAGUACGACAGGGGUUAAGACCUGAAAUCCCUAAGAAUAUGCAUCCGAAGCUAGUGGAGUUGAUGCAGAGAUGCUGGGAGACAGAUCCCACCAACCGGCCUUCCUUCUCUGAGAUCACCGUAGAGCUCGAAAACCUACUCUGCGAAGUCCAGUCUUCAGAAGCAUCAAGUAGUGGCAGCUGAAAUAUCUCCCAAUGCAAAAUCUUCAACCCCCCGGCUCUAUGCACAGUUUACUUGGCUGAGAAUUUUUUUCGUUUUUGGUUGCUACGUGAUGCAAGUUUUGGAUUGGUCACUCGUAUAGGUAUAACAGAUACCAUGUUUUCUUAGAGAAAAAGUAACAGAGAUAGAUCUUACUGAGAUUUGUGCUUUUGUAGUGAGAUAUCGGCUUCCACGUACUGUAGAUCUAACACGAGAUGAUUUUGUAAACAUUGCGGUUGAAGCAACUGGAAUGGAAGGACAUGCUAAAGAUGAGUGCAUUUUACUGAUUGCAGUUUGGUUCA
Molecule: messenger RNA, 2253 nt
Organism: Punica granatum (pomegranate)
Lineage: Eukaryota; Viridiplantae; Streptophyta; Magnoliopsida; Myrtales; Lythraceae
Source: RefSeq, a predicted model, not a curated record